AUGUUACUUUUAUUCUUUUUCUUAGCGAGUUCAAAACUUAAAAACUACAAUAUUCCUUCUACAUUCAGAUUUGGACAGAAUAUGCUUGAUGGAACAAGGAAAACAUUUUGGUGGAAGGCUGGUCCUUACACAGGCACUAAUGAAUGGCCUUUUAAUCCAGGAUAUUAUCACAACUAUCAAUGGCUUGACAACUACAAAUUAGGUUUUCUUGCAAACGGGUUUACAUUUUUCGUUAUUGCCGCUGUUGUUUUCUUAGUUUGCUGCAUCUUCGGGUUUAUCUCAUAUUUUUGCUUUAAUGACAAACGCGAUGGCAAGAGCAAAUUAAUCUGUAUUUUUGCUCUUAUUUUCAUGUUUACUACAACUAUUUUAGUUAUAGCCUGCUUAAUUUUAGUCAUUGUUAAUAAUGCAGACAAAGUAUCGAUGGAUCAAUCAGUUACGAACUCUCCGAUGGACAAAAUCUUUUCGCAGCUUCGUACAAUUAGUUUGUUAUUUUCUAGUGCCGUUAAAGAUAUUGGAAACCAAAAUAAUACAAGACAAAUCUAUCGAUGGAUGAACAAUUACAUUACAGAUCUUACUACUGCAGAUGACGAGGCAAAAACCUUUCUUAACGCAGGAAAUUAUGUUUUUGAUAAAGCAGAUAAAGCAAAAGAAGAUUAUUUAAAUCAGCUAAAAUCAUUGGCAGCAGCAUGUAAUAACUACAUUAACGACUAUAAUGCCAAUAAUGGACUUAGCAAGAAAGGCUCAGAUCUUGUUAAAGAUAUUUAUGGAUACGAAAGAAUAGAACCAAAGACAAUUAAGAAUGUAUUUGAUGAUAGAAAUGGCAAAGAUCAAGAAUUCUUGGUGAACGUUUGCAAUAACAAAGAAAAACUGACUCUCCUCCAAGAAUCCUUCUUUGACUACAUCAAAAUGCAUCAAAAUCUCAGACCAUACGUUAAGAGUCUUACAGAUUCAAUCUUAGUUCUUAACAAACGUGGAGUUCCUGCAAUGGAAGCAUGGAUUACUGAUGAGUUUAAUCCAUUCGUUGAAACUUUUCAAGUAACAGAUUCAACAGCUGGUGAUUCAUUCGGAAAUCAUUUAAAAUCAUAUAAUAGCAAUAACCAAACGUAUGUAAUUGUGUCAAUUGUAGGUGCUGUCCUUGCAAUUGGUGGUCUUGUCAUGAUCAUUGUUUUCGUUCUUGCUCCAAAGAUGAAUAUUGCUAUUGCAGCAUUUAUUUGUGGCAUUGGAUUCAUGAUUUUAUGUUUCGGCAUUGGUGCAUCAUUCGGAACAACAAACUUCUAUAUAUCAUCCGAUGAUCACCUCAAUAAUUCAUUUUCAGACAAAAACGCAUCAGACAAAAACCAAUUUGCAUAUUAUAAUAUCUUUGUUUGUCCAUAUGAUUCUAUCAUUGAAUCCUUCAAUUACCUUGAAACUCAAACAGAAGGAUCUUUCUCAGGUUUCAUUUCUAGUUACAUACAUUAUUCUAAUUAUACAGAUCAAAUCGGACAAUUGAUAACCAAAAUGGGUGACAAUGGUUUAAUUAAAAAUAACCAAACCAAAAUACCAUUCUAUACUGGAGAUACCCAAGACAAGAGAUAUAAUAGUUCAAAUAUACCAAGAUCUCCAGCCCAGGCUAAACUUAUUUCUGCUCUUAAUUCAGCAUUUAUUAAGCAAAGAGUUUUCGAUUUCAAAGAAAUUCUGGAGAGAAUUUUCACAUUUACAGAUUCUCCUUUUCAUGAUAAAAAAGACAGUUGGAAAGUUGUUCGGGAUAGUUGUCAAGAUUUUAAUGAAAAAGAUGUUAAUGCUGUUAAAGAAAAAAUUAAUCAAUGCAAAGCAUCAGAAACUGAUAAUAAUAAAAAGAAGAGCUAUAUUGAAAUUGAGGAAAAUAAAUUCUUCAAGAAAAUUAAUUCACAGGAAGAUUACGAGGCUAUUUAUCAGUAUGCAAAAGAUAUCGAUGCAGUUUAUAAAGCUGAUGAGGGACUCGCAAGUGUAAUUAGAGAGUUCUUUGGUAUGCAUAUGAACAAAAUACACGCAACAAUAAGCAGUCUCCAUGAACUUAAUAAAAUUUAUAUUCAGCCUAACCUCAAAAAUGGUACUGCAUGGUACAAUUUCGACAGGGCUGCUAAUCAAAUCACAUCCCAAUCUUGCGCAAAACUUGCAGAAGAGUAUUCAAUAAUUAGAGAGGGUAUUUACGAUAAAUCAGCUAAAUAUAUGGGAUUGGCAGCAAUGCUCGGUUUGUUCGCAUUAAUUACAUAUGUUAUUUCAAUGCUAUUUGCUGUUUUCUUCAAACUUUCAUGGGGUAACAGAAUGUCUAAAGAUAAAUCACCCACUGCUUACUCAUACUCCAGCAAAUCUUCGGUUGAAAAUAAUAAGAAGAAGAAACAAGAAGAAAAGAAGUCGGAAUCCGAUUCGUCUUCAUUCUCAGAAGAAGCACCAAGACUUUCACAGCGCAGCAUGGCUUCACAAAGAGGUUUGGCUUCUUCAAGACCAUCUACACAACGAGGUUUUGGAUCACAGAGAGGCCUUGCAACUAAUAGAGGCUUUGUAGGUGCUCCUCCAUCAAGAGGUCGUGCUUCUAAUCGUGACUACUCAUCAAGCACGGACAGCUCUUAUACUUAA
Messenger RNA from Trichomonas vaginalis G3, 2595 nucleotides. RefSeq lists its product as uncharacterized. The transcript has a single exon. Bases 1 to 2595 code for a protein of 864 amino acids. The record is from RefSeq and is a predicted model, not a curated record. Lineage: Eukaryota; Parabasalia; Trichomonadida; Trichomonadidae.